GAAAGCGAGGAGAUGGAAGAGGGGGAGAGAGAAAAAAGGGGUUACAGUGGGGUUAGAAGAAAAAUAUACAGAAAAGGGGUGGAUGCUGAGGCGCUGUUUUGUAGGGCUGACAAGUGUGGGGUUGAUUUGGACAUGGCGAAGAGGUAUCACAGGCGUUAUAGGGUCUGUGAGGAGCACGCUAAGGGCUCUGUGGUCCUGAUAGGACGGGUUGCCAAGCGGUUCUGCCAGCAAUGCAGCAGUUGGCGUAACACUUUGCCUCAUCAAGAUCAAAACAUUCAAGUGGUGCCUGACCCUGAGCUUGUACCAGAGCGUGAUAUGGAGGAUAUUGAACUACUAGAGAGCCCUUGUAGAAGUUGGUAAUGAGGUUCAAUUGAAUACAGAACAAUAUUAUAAAAGUGUCAAAGAAUGUCGACAUCAUCUUGUAGAUUUUGCAAUUCACAAUAAUUUUGUUAUGAAGUUUGACAAAAGUGGAUUGGGACGGGUAUGGGCAAGUUGUAAGGAAGAGAGAUGCACAUGGCAAGCGCGAUGCUUACGAGUUGGCAGUACGGCUUACUUCAAAGUUAAAUAUAUGGUUAAGGAGCACACAUGUAGUGGUUCAAUGGGGAGGGUUCAUUAGCCACUAGCUCGUAGUGAUUGGGUGGCCAAAAAAAUUAAAGUCUGCCUUAUUGACCAAACAAAAAUUAAAGUUAAAGACAUUGUAAAUGAUGUUCAAUGUGCUCACGGUGUCAGGCUUUCCUGCAUGCAAACUUAGCAGGGAAAAGAAGUUGCUAGAGAUAUGAUAGAUGGAUCACAUGAACAAUAAUAUCAUGACCUCCCCUUGUAUGCGGAGAAGCUUCGAAUAUCUAACCCAAGAACCGUAGUUCGCAUCGACACAGAUGAAGGCAGGUUCAAAUGACUAUUCAUUGCUUAUCGUGCAUGCAUUAUGAGUUUUGUUAAUGGAUUCAUGCCACUAAUUGGUAUUGAUGGGACAUUCUUAAAAGGAAAGUAUCAAGGCAUAUUUAUUGUGUGUCAUUUCUAUAGAUGCAAAUAAUGUACACUUUCCAAUGGCAUUUGCAGUGGUCAAGAAGGAGAACUGCUAGAAUUAGUAUUGGUUUUUGAGUAUACUGAGUGAGCUAUUAUAUGAGUUUUCUAAUCUGUCUUUCUUAACAAUUAUAUCAGAUCGACAGGAAAGCCUACCAGAAGCAAUAGAAAAAUGCUUUCCUACUUGUUUUCCAGCAUUCUACAUGCGACAUAUGGGAAAGAACUUCAAGGGCUUCAAGAAGAAGUCAACAAACACUGAAGUAUUGCUGAUGUUGUUUUGGAAGGCUGCCUGUAAAGCAACCAUUAGUGGGUUUGAAAAAAUUAUGUUUGACAUACAGUAUGCCGACCCAGAUGCAUAUGAAUAAAUUAAAAAUAUCCCUCCAAAAUAUUGGACAGAUGCUUAUUUUCCAAAGAUAAGAUACAGUCAUCUUACCUCGAACAUAGCCGAGUCAUUCAAUGCUUGGAUAAUGUAUGCUCGAGAUAAGCCGAUCAUUACAAUGUGUGAAGAAAUAAGAGUACAGUUGAUGAUCAGGUUUGAAAAGAAGAGGGAGUUAGGUAAUAGUUGGAGCAGCCUGCUAGUACCAAAAGCCCAAGAUUUAUUGGACUUGCGAAAGAUGAAGGCUAGAUUUUUCAUACAGUUAUAUCUGCCAUGGAUAUACAGCUUGAGAUCCACUAUCUUGGGAAGAAGUACGCUGUCGAUUUAACUCAUUGGACAUGCAGUUGUAGAAAAUGGCAAUUGAGUGGCAUACCGUGUACUCAUAUGAUUGUGGCUAUUAACCAUAUGCAUUUGGAUCCCACAGCGUACUGCCUUCAGUAUUUCACAGUUGAAACAUUUAAAAGGGCCUUUCAAACUCCCUUUAGGCCUGUCCCGGAUGAUAUUGAGUUGACUUGUAUGUUCAACCAUACAGUGUUGCCACCAAGGACGACACGCCUUCUUGGUAGAUCGAAAAUACAACGAAAAAGAUAUGAGACUAAACAGCCCAUCACCAGUCCUAUGAAAUACAAACGAUGCGGUACAAUCAGUCAUAAUAGGAGGAUAUGCAGAGAGCCGAU
Molecule: messenger RNA, 2073 nt
Organism: Amborella trichopoda
Lineage: Eukaryota; Viridiplantae; Streptophyta; Magnoliopsida; Amborellales; Amborellaceae
Source: RefSeq, a predicted model, not a curated record